AUGUGGCAGGGAAAAACGGAUGCCUGGGCUGCAUCACAAAAUGAAAUAACUAGCCAACAAUCGGUCAGCCAAUAUCAUAACAUCUCAGCAACCGAGGCAUCUCAUUUGAACAGUGUUGUCCUGCCCAAUAAUAACCAGUUUACUGUUUCGAUGCCUCUGCCACAAACCACCAACAACCAGGGGGUCGGACAGCUGAUUAACCAGCAACCGAUGGUCACCAUGAACAACACAUCUCAAGCUUCUAUUGUCCUCAAUGAUACAACUGCCAAUAACAGCAUGAUCGAUUGGGUGCAAAAUAAUUCCGUUAUGGUCCCAACUACGGAGGUUCAGAUGGCCCCUAGCCAAGAUUCAAAAGAUCUUGGCAACCCUCAAGACACGAUCACCCCUAUAGACGGUAACGGAAACCCAAUAGCCCGUAGAGUCCGUCGGGUAGCCUGCACUUGUCCAAACUGUCGGGAUGGUGAAGGGCGAAUGGCAAAUGGCAAGAAAAUUCAUAUAUGCCACAUUGAAGGCUGUGGAAAAGUUUACGGAAAGACUUCGCAUCUCCGAGCACAUCUUCGAUGGCACAGUGGUGAAAGACCUUUUGUUUGCAAGUGGUUGUUUUGCGGAAAGCGGUUUACGAGGUCCGAUGAACUUCAGCGGCACCUACGAACCCACACGGGGGAAAAGAAAUUCGCUUGCGAACAGUGCGGAAAGCGAUUUAUGCGAAGCGACCAUUUGUCAAAGCAUGUAAAAACCCAUGGGAAUGCAGCAAGGAGGACAUCAUCCCAGACAAGCAGAAUGGUCGAUGUCUCUGUUCAGAGUGAUACCAUUUUACAAACAGCUAAUGCAAAUGAUCUUACCCAAGUGCAAGUCUUGAACGCUCUUGAAAAUGUGUCACAGCAGCCGUUGUCACAGGCAGGGGAAGUGAUAACUACCCCUCAACAACAAGAAACAGCUCAGCAACAACUGCCGACCUCGCAAGAGGUUACCAUUAUGCAACUAACCCAGCAGCAACCAAACGUGCAACAGGGACAGACUCGAAUACAAGCGCUCGUACAACCGCAACAAGCAACACAACAGCAAGUAGAGUUAACCCAACAACAAAUUCAGUUAGUGCAACAACAGCAAGCACAAACUAUUACUCUUAAUGAUGGGACAGUUCUUCAAAUUCAAUGUACUCCUGCAGAAGCUGCAUUGUUAACAUAA
Paramuricea clavata is the source of this 1188-nucleotide messenger RNA. The record is from the annotation of a GenBank genome assembly. NCBI's taxonomy places the organism in Eukaryota, Metazoa, Cnidaria, Anthozoa, Malacalcyonacea, Plexauridae.